GCGGGGCUGGCGCGCAUGCGCAGACAUGGCCACCGCGGCCGACGUGCAGCACCUGCGGGAGUGGAUCAGCAAGCAGCCCCACCUGCCUCACGACGCAGAUGAUGCAUUCCUGGAGAGAUUCCUGCUGGGCUGCAAAGGCAGACUGUCGCGCUGCAAAGAGGUGCUGGACAUGUACUACACUGUGAGGGCGACGGUACCGGAGUUCUUCAGGAACAGAGAUCCGACGAGCCCCGAAAUACGUGACAUCGCCAAGGCAGCGUUCCUGGUGACGCUGCCGCGGCUGACGCCCGCCGGCCACCACGUGACCAUGCAGGGGCUGCUGGACGCCGACCCGCGCCGCUUCAGCGCGCUGGCCUACAUGCGGCGCCUGUUCAUGCGCAUGGACGCGUUCCUGGCCACCGAGGUGUGCGCCGGCACCGCCGUGGUCGUCGACCUGGCGGGCGCCACCUUCGGCCACGCGGCCGGCUUCGCGCCGUCGCUGCUCCGGAGGUUCCUCGUGUGCGCGCAGGACGCCUGGCCGAGUCGCAUCAGAGAAUUCCAUAUUAUCAACGGGCCUCCUCUGGCGGAUAAAAUACUCGAGCUAGCAAAACACUAUGUUAAAGAAAAAACAAUUUCAAAAAUCCAUGUGCACAAGAGCGUAGAGACGCUGUACGCUUUCAUUCCAAGAGAGAUACUUCCUUUCGAGUAUGGCGGAAAGUGUGGCCACGUGAAGGAUCUCAAUGAUGCCGCUCAGCAACAACUAGAGCAGUCUAAAGAGUGGUUUGCAGAAGAAGAAAAGAAACUCUCUUACCUUCCAAUGCGUGUAAAUGAUUGUGCUGUGGAUCUGGACUCAUAUUUUGGCUUAAAUGGUUCAUUUAGAACAUUAGCUAUAGACUAAGUCUUUUAUAAAGAUGCUACAGUAAAGACAAUUAUAAAAAAAGAGGUUAAUAUGCCUCGAAAAGACACUACUGUUGAGUUUAAAGGGCAUUUAUUGCUACAUGAAGCCACGUGUUGAAAUCGGAAACUGAUAUGAAUGCAUUUGGGUACUUCUAUGUAUUACAGAAGUAUGUGAUGUGGCCAUGCCUAUGACAACAAUAAGUUCAAGAUUCAGGAAAAAUAACCAAGUCAAAUAUGUAGGCAUGUUACCGAAAUAGCUUUUGAUAUCCAUACUUGCAACACAUCCCCUAUUUGUAAAGAAAUUAUAUGUGCAUGUUAUUUAACUAUUUUUGUUAGGUAUAUGCAGUUUAGAUGAUAACGUGUAGGUCAAUAAGUAUCUACUGAUUGUCUUUUACUACACAUGAUAAACAUCACACAAACCUCAAUGGUCGUGACAUACACACACUAACCGGAUACAGUGAAAAAUAGGAGGGGGGGAUGCAUCACUAGUCACGUUAAGGUUUAAACAAUUUAUAAACCAACACUUCUUCUUAAAUUGUUUGAAAGUAGAUACAAAAAAACUUUCAAUUCAUGACAUUAAAAAACAAACACACUCACUAUAGGAACAAGCAAACAAUAAAGAAGCUUUAAUAAAACAAUUCGAGACAUAAUUUAAGACUUAACAUAUUGAUAGACAUCAUUUAAGACCUAAAAUAUUGAUAGACAUCAUUUAAGACCUAACAUAUUGAUAGACAUCAUUUAAAACCUAAUAUAUUGAUGAAGUAGUUAUGUUUUUUCCCUGGUUAGGAGCUUUGUCAAGAUGUCUGAUAUUAUUUACUCUGUUGAUAAAUUAUUAACAUCAGUAGUUUUAUCAUGGGCAUGCUUCCUAACAAAAUUAUGUCUGAUAUCUAUAUUUUUGGAUCUUUGGCUGGUUAAAAUUUUUUAGCUAGUAUAUGUAUUGCCCCUUUGUUAUCACAAUUCGCAAUGGGUGGCUUGUGUUCAUGUUCGGGUUGCAUUUCACCGCAAAACGUUCUAAACCACAAGACUUCCUGAACAUGAAGCUGAGCACCAUGUAUUCAGCUUCAAUUAUGCUCAAGGCAACUUACUAGCUCAUGAAACCAGUCUGCCCAUGUACUUGACGCUGCAGCCAGUAAUUGAGUAUCUGUUAUUGCUGUCACUCCCUCAAUCUGCAUCACUGUAGCUAACUAGCUCGUGGUUCCUUUUUUAUAUCAAACACUUAUUUCAAGUAUCUCGUCCCUUUCAUGUAUCUGAACACCCUCUUGACAGCAAGCCAAUGGCAUUUUUGUGGGUGGUUGUUAAAUUGAUUUAAGCAAUUAACAGCACAAGAUAUGUCUGGGCGAAGAACUUGGGACAGGUGCAUGAGACUGCCAAUAGCUUGCUGGUAAGGUACUGUUUUACAAUAGUUCAAAUUGUAACUGUCACGUUCCGUUCCAUUUUGCAAAGCGUCUCUGUGGUCCCAGCCUCCAUUGGGGUAGAGACUGGGUUGCAGUCCGACAUGUAAAACUUAUGUAGAGUUGUCAAUUUUAUUUGUCCCUGUUGAUUUUCAUACCUAGACGAUUUUCUAUAUGACCGAGGUUCUUAUUUACUCUGGACUUGCCCCUGAAUUUGCGGUUCAAUCGUACAAAUUAUAAGUCGCCAACACAUAUGGAACAUAUGAAGACACCUUUUUUUAGUAUGUUCAAAGUAUACACAAAAAUCUGCUUUGAACUGCCUUAGCCCCAUCACUGCAAGGAAUGGUUUUAUACUACGAUACCAGCACCUUCCACUUUGUUUAGGUCCAUACAUAGCCUUUUUGAGCCGCCAAACCUUGCCAGGAUGUCUUCUCUCAAGGUCUUAUGGAGGUUGCAUGUAUAUGACUUCAUCUAAGUGGCCAUGUAUUCAAGCAGUUUACACAUCCAUAUGCACUAUCUCAAGAUCUUUCUUUACAGCCAGUGCAAAGAGGUAUCUUAGUGAAGUAUGUUUUAUCACCGGUGAGAAGGUUUCCCAUAUUCUAUACCGAGCUUCUGUCCACCACCCUUGACUACUAGAAUAGCCUUGUAUUUAGGUUCCUUGGAGUCCGCGGUUUUAAUUUUGAAUACCCGCUUUGUAUUGAGAAACUUUAUGCCAUCUGGAAAGACUACCCACUCAUAGUUUUUUACUAACAAAUGAAGUUAGUUCUUCAUCAAUUGUUUCCCUCCACUUUGCAACUUGUACACUUGUCAAAGCUUCCUCCAGUGUGAGGGGCUCGUUGUUUUCUGCAAUGAAGUAAGUCACAAGAUCUGGAUCGGAAGCUUUAGGCCUUGGGGUGCGAUUAGAUCGUCAUAACUGUUGAGGACUGGAAGUUUCUUCAAGGUCAUCAUUUCCCGUGAGCCCCUUGAAGAACUCUUCGUCUGAAUAUGCACUGUACAGUUUAGAUCAUGGUUCUUGAGAGAUAACAUGUUAAUUAUCACCAACCGUUUGUGAGGUGGGUAUGCCUUCUCUUACCAUUGCUGGCAUUUUGUUGAGCAUAUUUUCUUCUAGGUACACCAUUACUCUGUUGAUAGUCACUUGUUUAGUCAUUGGAUUGAUGAGGCGGUAACAUUUCAUGUUAUCACAAUAACCAAUGAAUUUAAGUUUCUCGGAUUUGGGGUCUCAUUUUUUACUCUUCUCUCUUGGAAUUUUGGCCAUGGAUUCACAAACUAAGAUCCUGAGGUAACUGAGUUGGGGCUUCCUUGAAUACCAAGCUUCGAACAGUGUCUUUCCUUCAAUAGCUUUCGUUGGGCUCCUGUUGUUGAGAUGGACAGAAGUCGCUACUGCUUCGGCCCAAUACAUUUUAGGCAGUCCUGGAUCCUGUGAUAAGCACCAUGCCUGUUCAACAAUUUUCUGAUUGGCACACUCCGCGUCCCCGUUCUGCUGGGGUGAAGCUCUGAUGGUGUGUUUGGUGUCUAAUGCCUUCCAUUUUCAGGAAACUGCAGAACUCACUGUUUACGAACUCUGUCCCAUUAUCUGAGUUUAAGAUUAUUAUUUUGUAAACCUCUGGUUUUCAAAAAGUGCACAGCAUUCUUUGAACACACCACAGACCUGAUCCUUUGACCUCAGGAAAUACCCAUUUGUGUACCGAGAAUAAUCGUCUAUGAGGACUAAAAAGUACCUACUGCCUCCAAUAUAUUCUGUCUCCAUGGGACCACAUAAGUCCACAUGCACCAGUUCCAAGGUUUUUUUUGCUCUAAAGAUGCUUUAUUUGAAUAUAAAACGAAAUUGUUUGCCUUUGACACAAACUUCACAUGGGGCUUUGCUUGUCUGCAGGUUCUGUGCUCCAUCUGCCAUUGCUGUUAACAAGUUCAUAUCUUUACUGUUUAAAUUACCUAAUCUGCGGUGCCAUAGAUCUUCACCACAAGUGAUAGCAUACACUCUAUCAACACACGAUGACACGGAUACUGCACUGUGUCUAACUGAUAAAUGCAAUUUUUCAAAUGAUGCCGAGGCUAUCAAUUCAUGAUUUGAGUUCAGUAUUUUACCACCAAUUGUUUGAAAAAUAACAGUAUUUACUUUGCUUGUGAUUUUACUCAAUAAUAGUAGGUUUGGCUGCGAUGUCUGGAGCAUGAUGCACCUCGUGGGCUGUGAUGAGGCUGGUCUUUUUAUUGACUGACAACUAAAUCUCAACAUUUUUCACAGAAUCUAUCGUGAGAGGAUUAUUGUUUUCCAUUAGGAUUUUUAGCUUAAAUUCGGACACACAAAUACCUAACUUAGUUUUUGUCAAAUGCACUGAUGCACACGAAUCUAAAUACCACCCAUGUUCACUGUUUUCCAUGUUUGUUAGCAUACACGUAUUAUGCUAAAAAUGCAUUGUUGGUUUUAUAGUCGAAAUCACUUCCCUCUUUCUUUCAUUCCCAUUUAACCUGACACGACAAUCUGCAGCAAAAUUUCCAAUCCAGUUCCAGUUGUGACAUUUGCGAGGCACUACAUGGGGUUUGUUUUGUUUGUUGUUUCAUGACGAUCGUUUACUGUAGAGUGCUGUAUCGAUAUUGGAUGAUCGAAAUGGACUUGAACUAGAUUUUACUUCUUGUGACAAUUUGAUUUUAAUGUCAUCAGCUGUAAUUAGAAUUUCUGAGCUCUCCAAGGCUAUUAUUAUGGGUUUGUACUCUCUCCAUCUCCCUCUACACGCACCAAGUGUGGUUCAUGGCAAGGGGAGGACGCGCCCCCGCCGCCCAUGUUAUACAAUGCACAUUCGAACGCGUUUAUACACUUACCCAGACUUCAUUAUUAUAGAUAAAAACUAGAUAUUUUGCUCGAAAUGACUUGAUGUUUUGUUAUUACACUCAUAGCUCAAGAGGUUUUUAACACAUCCCCCCCUUGAAUUAUGUCUGUAUCGCUCCCUAAUGGUAACACCACAAAACACAAGACCCCUUAAUCACAUAAUGGCGAAAUACAACAUUGAUAAACUAUAGCACAUCUAUGCAUGCAUUUUGAUUGAUGGUACUGCACUGCUGGCAUUGCAGCAUCUCACCUUUGUAUCCUUGAUACUUGACAUGCUCCCCGCGAUAUAGUUUGUUUUCAAGACAGAAGCUGGCAUGCACAAUUAAAAUUAUGGUACUUACUGGUAGUGUGGUUCAUGGCAUGCAGUUUGUAGUAAUUGCUGCAUAACGUCUCCAUGUCGAUGGCGAUGUCAGGCACCAUGUGCAAUUCGUGGUUCGCUACCGCCCAGCCCAAGCAGCGGACCAUGGUGUCUGUAGCAGGCACAUACAGAGAAGAUUGCUCCCCCUUACUCCUAGCUCCAGGCUCCACCUCUUCCCAAGGCCAUGGCCAUAGUACAUGAAGUACAUACUCAUGCCAUCUAGCGGUAGUUUUGCGAAUCACUUACUCCUGGGAGUUUGAACGCCCACGGAACGCCUGCCCUCUGGCAUCUCCCAAAGUAACCAGUUCACAUAGUUAUUUCUUAGGCCACCAGAGCGCUGGCUUAGUCCGUCCCAUAAGCCUCAAUGGUGCUACCAGCUGAUCCGCACGACUCAAUCUCUACUCAGUCCAGCCACACCUCAGUAGGUCGCGCUGACAUCGGGCAGUACCACCAACUUCGAGAUAUCGAAUUGAAUUCUGCCUUCCUCGACAAGCACCUCGGUAAUGUUCGGAACCUUUCGGUUCAAAAGCCGAAGGGGGGCCCCCACCUUUCUUCAUUUAAUAUUGCUAUUAAUUAAGAGUCUCAGCCACCACAAGCUCACUGCACGGCGCGAUACAGGACUGACUGCAUAGAACCAAACGUCAUCGGGACGCCUCGCCGUUUCUCUUAAGAUGUGAUCAGAUUAGCCAAGGGUUGUUUCCCUUCAUAGUAGUGUUUAGGCAUUAGUCAGUCCACGUAAAUCUAGCUAAAGUAGUCAUGUAUAAGUCAUCGUAGAUAAUUGAUUUUUUUGAGAAUCAUGGAUCAUCCGUGUCGUGCUCGUCUGCUUAACCAGCGGGCAGGCCCUGGAAGACAUACCCUGUUUGGUGAGUUUUUAGCACCACCCCUCGCCUACCUGUCAUCGUAACUAGAAGGCAUUUUCUGCCUGUUCCACCAACUGUCUGUGAUUCAGUCCUAAACAUAUGUGUUUGGAUCUGUUCACAGACAGGGUCCAAGUAACAGAGUUCAAGUGCCAUAGUACUCGUGCCAGAGUACCAGUGCCAGGCACCGAACACUGGACCCGGGUACUUUGCCAAGGACCAGAUCCGUCUACACAGGGCAGAUCGUCCAGGGCCUCUGAUGUCUCAUCAGCUGUCCCACUUCAUCCAUCAAUCUCCAAAAUGCCAGCCUUGCAUUUUUUUUAACCUUUUUCGGAAUAGUAUCCAGCCGCGACGUCUCUUGGACCUUAAACCAAGAACCUCACUAAGAUAAUUUAACGAGUUAUUUGUCACAAACUUUAAGUAAAAUGGUUAAGCUACUUAUGUUAAUGACCUAAAAAGGGCCGGUCCAUUCUUGUACCCAUUCUUGUACCCAUUAUUGUAUUAAUGUAAUCUCAAUUCCAUGUUGUAUAUGCUUUCUGUUAGUUAAAUCACAUGUUGUAACUCUAUAUUAUGACAAAUAACGAAAAGUAAAAUAAAAACAGAGAAACCAA
This is a messenger RNA of Bacillus rossius redtenbacheri, 6917 nucleotides long. RefSeq names its product alpha-tocopherol transfer protein-like. Gene Ontology annotation, molecular function: phosphatidylinositol bisphosphate binding. The transcript is spliced from 6 exons. The coding region runs from base 26 to 877 and encodes 283 amino acids. Gene Ontology annotation, cellular component: membrane. NCBI's taxonomy places the organism in Eukaryota, Metazoa, Arthropoda, Insecta, Phasmatodea, Bacillidae. The record is from RefSeq and is a predicted model, not a curated record.